Nerophis lumbriciformis (worm pipefish) is the source of this 1608-nucleotide messenger RNA. NCBI's taxonomy places the organism in Eukaryota, Metazoa, Chordata, Actinopteri, Syngnathiformes, Syngnathidae. The record is from RefSeq and is a predicted model, not a curated record.
AUGGAAACCGUAGUUGACUUCCUAAACAUAUUCCACAUGGACACCAGCGGAUUAUCUCUGACACUGGGCCUGCUUUUCCUUGUUCUUUUGUACUGGUAUUCAAUUUACCCCUUUUCAGUCCUCACCCGAUGUGGAAUUAAACAUCCGAAGCCAGUGCCCUUCUUCGGCAAUCUGUUCCUGUUUCGACAGGGUUUUUUCCAUCCCAUGUCUGAACUCAUAAAGACGUAUGGUCGAGUUUGUGGGUAUUAUUUGGGAAGGAGAGCAGUGGUGGUCGUGGCAGACCCUGAUAUGCUGCGUCAAGUGAUGGUGAGGGAGUUCAGCAGCUUUCCCAACAGAAUGACUAAUCGCUUUGCCAGCAAACCUAUAAGCGAUUGUCUGCUUAUGUUGAAGAACGAACGGUGGAAAAGAGUCCGCAGCAUCCUGACGCCAGCCUUCAGUGCUGCCAAGAUGAAAGAGAUGGUUCCACUCAUCCAAACGGCGACAACUGCCUUGAUGAACAACUUGGAUGUCUUUGCCAAAUCUGGGGAGGCUUUUGACAUUCACAGAUGCUUCGGCUGCUUCACUAUGGAUGUCAUCGGCAGCGUGGCGUUCGCAACACAGGUGGACUCUCAGAACAACCCGGAUGACCCGUUUGUCCGUCAUGCUCAGAUGUUCUUCUCCUUUUCUUUCUUCAGGCCCAUCAUGUUGUUUUUCAUUGCUUUCCCGCACAUCAUGGCUCCACUGGUAGGAAUCAUCCCCAAUAAACGCCGCCACCAAAUGAAUGAGUUCUUCAUCAACAACAUUCAGGGGAUCAUCAGAAAGAGGGAGGAACAACCUCCUGAGCAGAGGCGGCGGGAUUUCCUUCAGCUGAUGUUAGACGCUCGAAGCAGCAAAGACGAAUUGUCUUCAGAGCACGUUGAUUCUGCGAGGCACGGCGCUGCCGCAGUGCCAGAGCAUGCAAGCCCAGAGGCAUCCGCUCGCAAUCCUUCCAAAAAGGCUAUAACAGAAGACGAAAUUAUCGGCCAAGCUUUAGUCUUCCUGCUGGCCGGUUACGAGACCAGCAGCAACACUCUGGCCUUCACAUGUUACCUCCUGGCGAUCCAUCCGGAGUGUCAAUGUCGAGUGCAGGAGGAGGUGGACGACUUCUUCAGCAAGCACGAGUCCCCUGACUAUGCCAAUGUCCAGGAGCUGAAAUAUUUAGACAUGGUGGUUUGUGAAGCAUUAAGGCUCUAUCCUCCUGGAUUCAGGUUUUCUCGAGAAAUUGAGCAGGACUGCAUUGUGAAUGGAGUGCACCUCCCAAAAGGAGCAAUGGUGGAGAUCCCAGUGGGAUUUCUUCACUAUGACCCAGAACACUGGCCCGAGCCGGAAAAGUUCAUUCCCGAAAGAUUCACGCCUGAGGCUAAAGUCAAUCGCCAUGCAUUCACGUACCUCCCUUUCGGAGCCGGACCCCGCAACUGUGUAGGCAUGAGGCUCGCCCAACUCGAGAUCAAAGUUGCGCUGGUGCAAAUCUUUCGCAAGUUCAACAUUACGACGUGCUCUGACACAAAGGUUCCACUUGAGUUGAAGUCAUCAAGCACCCUCGGACCUAAAAAUGGCAUUUUCGUCAAGAUUACAAGGAGAUCUGACUAA